CAACAUUAUAUUACAGUGACGAUGGAGAUGACUGUGAAGAUAAAGCUUAUUCCCUCAUCUCUCUCUCCACCCUUUUCUAAACUUGUGUUCCCCUUCCUCCUGUCCAUCUAUAUGUGGACACGCUACUCAGUGAAAGCCUCGAUUGACAGAAGAAAACAAAUAGAAACAACUGGCAAAGGUUGAAUAAAAGAACAAGCUGUCAGAAACCGAGAGACACCGGUUCUCACUCACAGACGCAAAGACUGCUAGCAGGAUGUCUGGCUCUACCCAGGAAGAGGAGGAGUUGCCUGCCAACCACACAGGUCCAAAAGGUGUAAUUAAUGACUGGAGAAGGUUUAAGUUGGACAGCGUGGAUCAGACUGUCCCCCAAAGCAAGAGAGAGCUGCUCAGACAAAUGUCCAAUCCACGGGAGGACGACAAGGAGAGACUCAACAGAAAGAUGAGCGUUCAGGAGUACAAAAUGAUCCAAGAAGAGGACGAACGCGGCCUGAAGCGCUACAGAAAACAUUGCAUGCAGGAAAUGCACGAGCACCUGAGCUGCGGCCCCACGUUUGAAGAAGUGUACGAGCUUGAAACCGGAGACGCCUUCCUGGAAGUCAUAGAGAAGGAACACCGGCUGACCCUAGUGGUAGUCCACAUCUACCAGCACGGUGUCAAAGGCUGUGAACAUCUGAACUCCUGUCUGGAUUGUCUGGCUUCAGAGUACUCAAGCAUUAAAUUCUGUCGUAUUGAUGCCUUGGCAACAGGCGCUGCUGAGCGCUUCUCGCCUGAGGUUCUUCCUGCUCUGCUGGUCUACAAAGCUGGUGAGUUACUGGGUAAUUUCCUGGCUGUUACCAAACACUUCAAUGAAGACUUCUUCGCAACGGAUGUGGAGGGUUUUCUCAACGAAUAUGGCCUGCUAUCCGAGAAGGAGUUCACAGCAUGUGCUGAUGAUGAGGCCGAGGGAGGGGACGUGGAAUAGUGAGAGGGGAAGGAGAAAAUGAUGAUCGUUAAGAGAAGGGGGAGAAAUGGUUUACAUGUGGAGGAGAGUGGAUGAAGGCAGAGGAAGAGGAAACAGGAAGAAGCAGUGUAAGAGUUAAGAAAGUCUUUACAUUGCAUGUGUAGAUAAACACACAAUAGUAAACAUUCGCCAGCACACACAGGAUGCUGAGUGCAUAUAGAAGCAGUUAGGUGCAAACAAUUUGGUGUGAGGAAGUCUGCAGAAAUACUGCUUUGCAGUCAUAUCACAGCUCUCCAAUAAAAGCUGAUAUCACCAAA
Molecule: messenger RNA, 1257 nt
Organism: Anarrhichthys ocellatus (wolf-eel)
Lineage: Eukaryota; Metazoa; Chordata; Actinopteri; Perciformes; Anarhichadidae
Product: phosducin-like
Exons: 6
Coding region: 254-961 (235 amino acids)
Biological process (GO): regulation of G protein-coupled receptor signaling pathway
Cellular component (GO): photoreceptor outer segment
Source: RefSeq, a predicted model, not a curated record